ACAAACUCUCUCCCAAUUAAAGCAACUUCUCUCUUUAAGCUACUGUUACACUUGUUCUCAAAGAAAAAAAAAACUGUUACACUUCUCUCUCACUUCUCCACCUCCCCCAACCCCAACUAACGGCUACUUUUCAUGCUUAUCCUCCCACGCUAGCCCAGAUUUGUGUUGACAGAAAGCCCAGAUGGAUUUCAGCUCCUUCUUGACGUCCUUAGCGACGUCGUUUAUCAUUUAUGUCAUUCUCAUGCUACUGUUUGCCUGGUUAUCCGGGAAACCCGGGAACAGCGUUGUUUACUACCCCAACCGGAUCUUGAAAGGAAUGGAUCCCGGGUCCAAGACCCGGAACCCGUUUACUUGGAUAAGUGAAGCGUUUGCAUCGACUGAGAAGGAUAUCUUGGAUUUGUCUGGUGUUGAUACUGCUGUCUACUUUGUCUUCAUAGCCACUGCAUUGGGCAUAUUAACCUUGGCUGGCCUUGUACUACUGCCUAUACUACUCCCAGUAGCUGCAACAGAUCACGGUAAAAACGACAAGACUACCAGCAAUGGGACCUUUAGCGACCUUGACAAAUUAUCAAUGGGAAACAUCAGAGAAAAAAGUCCUCGGCUAUGGGCAUUUGUUUUUGGCGUCUAUUGGGUUUCAUUUGUAACAUAUUAUCUAUUAUGGAAGGCAUACAAUCAUGUAUCUGAACUGAGGGCUGCAGCACUAAUGUCCCCUGAAGCUAAAGCUAAAGCUGAGCAGUUUGCUAUUCUAGUUAGAGACAUACCCACUCCUCCCGAAGGUCAAACCAUGAAGGAGCACGUUGAUUCAUACUUUAAAGCAAUUUAUCCCGACACAUUUUACAGAUCAAUGGUUGUUACAGACAACAAGAAGGUCAACAAGGUAUGGACGGAGUUGGAAGGGUACAGAAAGAAGCUUGCACAUGCUGAAGCUGUAUAUGCUGAGUCUAAAGAGAAAGGCAAUGUGGAAGGAGUGAGACCAAUGAACAGAACUGGUUUUCUUGGUCUCAUUGGUGCUAAGGUAGAUACAAUAGACUACUGUAAUGAAAAAAUCAAUGAACUAAUUCCCAAAUUAGAAGCUGAACAGAAAGUGACUCUUAAAGAAAAACAGCUAGCUUCAGCUCUUGUUUUCUUCAGCAGUAGGGAAACUGCAGCAUCUGCAGGUCAAAACCUACAUUCUCGUAUGGUUGACACCUGGACUGUUGUAAAUGCUCCUGAACCCCGUCAACUUAUAUGGACUAAUCUCCCAAAGAAGUUCUAUCAGAGGCAGAUGCGACAAUAUGUUGUUUAUAUGAUUGUCUUUCUGACUAUAGUUUUUUACAUGAUACCAAUUGGGUUAGUUUCUGCAUUUACAACUCUAGCAAACUUAAAGAAACUUCUCCCGUUUAUAAAGCCAGUGGUGAAUCAAGAUGCAAUUAGAACAGUGUUAGAAGCAUACCUUCCGCAGUUGGCACUUAUUAUAUUCCUGGCUCUGCUGCCAAAAUUCCUUCUAUUUUUAUCUAAGGCUGAGGGCAUUCCUUCAGAGAGCCAUGCUGUGAGGGCUGCCUCGGGGAAAUAUUUUUAUUUCUCCGUGUUGAAUGUAUUUAUUGGUGUUACACUGGGUGGAACCCUUUUCAGCACACUCAAAACCAUCCAGAAAAGUACAGAUAGUAUUAUUCCGUUACUAGCAAGCAGCCUUCCCGGAAAUGCAACGUUCUUCUUGACCUUUGUGGCUCUCAGGUUCUUUGUCGGCUACGGGCUUCAGCUUUCCAGAAUAGUUCCUUUCAUCAUAUAUCACUUAAAACGGAAGUAUGUAUGUAAAACUGAGGCUGAAUUGAAGGAAGCUUGGACUCCUGGAGACCUUAAUUAUGGAACUAGAUUUCCUGGUGAUAUGCUUAUUCUUACGAUCGUCUUCUGCUACAGUGUUAUUGCUCCUAUAAUUAUUCCAUUUGGGAUGAUAUACUUCGGCCUGGGAUGGUUGGUUCUCCGGAAUCAGGCAUUAAACGUCCUUGUUCCCUCGUAUGAAAGCAAUGGACAGAUGUGGCCUCACAUACAUACACGCAUUGUCGCUGCCUUGCUCCUAUUCCAAGUUACUAUGUUUGGUUACUUUGGAGUGAACAAGUUCUAUUACACGCCAAUUAUAAUACCACUCCCAAUCUGCUCCCUUAUCUUUGCAUUUGUUUGCUCAAAAAAGUUUUAUAGAUUUUUCCACGACACUGCACUGGAAGUCGCUAUGGAAGAACUGAAGGAAGUUCCGAACAUGGAAGUGGUAUUCAAAUCAUACAUUCCACCUUGUCUGGGUGGUGACAAGUCGAACUCGAAUGACGAGCAGCCUGAAGAUGCUACGUCUCAAGUUUCCAGGAUAGGUACCAAUGUUUGAUGAACAUAAUUUGAUGUUAGAGUUUGUGAUGGUUCAGCGCAGCACAUUUAGGAGUGUAUAGUGUCUGUAGCAUGGAAUUUAUACAUCUGUUCAUUAUUUUCAAAGACGACCAAUGAUGUAUUACUGUUUAAGUUUUAUAAUAUGCCUCUGUAUUUGUGUGCUAAAA
This is a messenger RNA of Daucus carota subsp. sativus, 2519 nucleotides long. Its product is annotated as CSC1-like protein ERD4. The transcript has 6 exons. Gene Ontology annotation, cellular component: plasma membrane. The record is from RefSeq and is a predicted model, not a curated record. Gene Ontology annotation, molecular function: calcium-activated cation channel activity. NCBI's taxonomy places the organism in Eukaryota, Viridiplantae, Streptophyta, Magnoliopsida, Apiales, Apiaceae. Bases 182 to 2353 code for a protein of 723 amino acids.